AUGGCCUCUCCAUUCGAAAGAGCGCCAUCGCGGCGCCCAUCACUGCUGAAUACAUCCUCUCAUGAUGGGGACAAGGAGCUGGCGCAUUCGCUCAAGCAGCUCUCCCUUUCGACAUCAUCCGCCAGCAACUCACCCCGGGCUUCGAGCGCUCUGUCUCCCAUGAGACCGGCCGUAAAUCGAACAUCUCCGGCACCGAGUCCACGAGCCCCGUCUCGAAGUCCCUCCUUUGCGAGAGAGCUCUCCCGCUCCCGAUCUUCGACGCCGACGCUGCAGCGAUCUUCAACGCCAACACUUCAGCGCAAGACCUCCACCAGUUCCUUGCACUCUGUGAGUGGCUCUUCGAGCCGAACCCCUAGCCGAGCGCCUUCGAGGCGAACUAGCAUGGUGCAUGCCUCUUCUCCUGUCGCCAAAUCCCCUUUGCGCCCGAGCCCCCCUGAGUAUAUCAAGCCUGCGCCCACAGCGAAUACGGUCGCCCGCGAUUACUUCAAGACCGAAUUGGAGGUUCACCACUCGCCAACUUCGACUCGAGCAACGGAAACCCUCGUCAUUCUCCACGAUGCCUGCUACGGCCACCGUUUCUCUCGACCCAAGACGUCCAAGGGCGCUCUCAGCACCAUCGUUGAGCGGCCUGAGAGAAUCAAGGCCGGCGUGUUGGGGGUUGCCAUGGCCUACGUGCGGCUCGGGGAACGGCACUGCGAUGGCGCAUAUGCGCUGCAUCCAAGCCUGGAUCCCUCUACCAUCCCGACGAUUCCGUUUCGCAUCUACAAGACCGAACGGAGACUGCCCCUGACAUCGGCAGCUGUCACCAACGUCCACGGCACCAAGUGGAUGGAGGAGCUCAAGAUGAUGUGCGAAGGAGCAGAGAUAAAGUUGGCGACUGGUGGGAAGGAGCUUCAGAGGCCAGAAUUAAACAGAGGUUCAGACGGACCGCCUGCGAAAUUCCACGAGGGUGACCUCUAUCUUUGCUCCGAAUCGCUGGAGGCUUUUGAGGGCGCGCUGGGUGCCGUUUGCGAGGCCGUAGACCGCGUUUUCACAUCAGGUCCUCGACGAGCCUUUGUCGCUGUACGCCCACCGGGACAUCAUUGCUCAGCUUCUUUCCCGUCAGGAUUUUGCUGGGUUAAUAACGUCCAUGUCGGUAUUAUGCAUGGCAUUCUGAACCAUGGCCUUACCCAUGCGGCUAUCAUCGAUUUCGAUCUUCACCACGGAGAUGGCUCCCAAGCCAUCACUUGGGCGCAUAACUCACGGGGAGUGAAUGCGGCCAAGAACACGGCAGCGUGGAAGAAGGCGUCCAUCGGCUACUUUAGUCUUCACGACAUCAACUCGUACCCCUGUGAGUGGGGUGAUGAGGAGAAGGUCAAGAAUGCCAGUCUGUGUAUUGACAAUGCCCACGGCCAAAACAUCUACAACGUCCAUCUGGAAUCAUAUGGUUCAGAGAAGGAGUUCUGGGAGCUAUACGAGACCAGGUACUCAGUAAUCCUGGAGAAGACGCGCAAGUAUCUGAAAAACCAAGCGGCUCGCCUUCGUGCUUUGAAUCUGCCUCCUAAGGCGGCAAUCUUCUUCUCGGCCGGAUUCGAUGCCAGUGAGUGGGAGACCAAGGGUAUGCAACGUCAUAAUGUGAACGUUCCUACCGAGUUUUACGCUCGUAUUGCUCAAGAUGUUGUGAAGCUUGCCGCAGAGGAAGGAUUAGGAGUUGACGGGCGCGUAAUCAGCGUGCUCGAGGGCGGCUACAGCGACAGAGCUCUUUACUCUGGUAUUUUCAGCCAUCUGAGCGGACUCUCAGGAAAUCAGACCCCGGAAGAGCCCACUCGGGGUCGCUCUUCACUCGGCGACGAAAUGGCAGGGCAGAUCGCUGCAGCCAUUACUGGCGAGCCAUCUCUACAUCCUUACAAACCGUCAUGGUGGUCGAGCUCCGAACUCGACGAGCUAGAAGUUGCGAUGGGCAACAGACCAGCCAGUCCCAAGAUGAUACGGCACUCAACUCCGCCGACAUACUCAACUCCCACACAGGCGUCGAUUGCAACACCACCUCCCCCUGAUGUGCCAUGGACCAUAGCAGCCCAUGAGCUGAGCAGGCUACUCAUUCCGUCGGAUCGCCAAGUCGAUAGCUGCAAACCUGAAGACCUAAACGCGGAGGCUACAAGGGCCCGGAGAGACCGGCAGUCAAUUCUCAACCCUGAUCUUGUGCCGCCGGCACCUGCUCCCGCGCCCGCUCCGAAGCCAGCAAGCAGGCCUACCUCGCGAAUGUCUCUGAGAGAGCGGAAGCCAGCGAAGCCUGGCUUAUACGUUGAUGUAGACGAAGAUGAUGACAAGCAGUCCAAGAAUCGGCGAAGAACGGUCGCGGGCCCUGCUGCUCUGUCAUCUGAGAAUGCAACGGCCCGAGGCAUACCCUCUGACACAAAUGGAGCAGCUAAGCGACCUGGUCGACGCCUUAGUGGUGUGUCUACUGUGGCUUCGAAUGCUCCCAACACAGAGUUCGAGAGCAACGGAGUUUCAGCUCAGCGUCCCGACACUUCUAUGAGUGUGCGACCAGACACUGCGAUGAGUGUCAGAACUCAGAGUGCUACGUCUUUGAAUGUUAAGAAGACAAGACCUCCAGCAGUCAAGAAGGAAGCCCCCAAAACCACCAGAAUUGUGAAGAAGCCUGCCGCAAUGGCAAAACCCUCUCCUCAGCAGGCUGGACCAUCUCAGCCGCCUCAAGGAAAGCCGAGCCCAGCUGCUGCAUCGGAGGACGAUAUGGACAAGUUGACUGCCGGUAUGAAGAAGGUCAAGAUCAACUUAAUCACAAAAACACAGAAAGAAGAGCGUGCCAAGGCAGCACAAGCAGUUCAAGCCGCUCAAGCCAAAGCUGCCGCACCCCCCACAGCCGAGGAAGCAAAGACGGAUUUCCCGUUUGAAGCACAGACGGCUUACUCGCCGGUGGCACCUCCGAUCGUCACACCUCCGCAAGACGAGGCUUUCGCUACACCGCCAACGCAGCCUCCGGUUAUUGAAGACUCGUCACCGCCUGCCGUCCCAGAAGGCCGGCCUGAAGUCUCAACUCCAGUGACGGAGCAAAUGCCUCUCGUCGCCACCCCUGAUCCUCGUUCAGUAGAGCUCCUCGCCAGCUCACCCGCCGCGAUGUCGCCAACCGUAGCAACACCCUCAUCGGAUGUUUUCAUCAACUACCAACCGGAGGGCCCUCCACCUGUGUCCGUAACGCCGUCAGAACCCCUGAAGUGGAUGCCGCCCAACACCAACACGCCCGUCAAAGCCUCGCCGUCUAAGCCAUCGCCAGCCAAGCUGUCUUCAGCUAAACCGUCGCCCAUGAAGAAGUCUCCGGUAAAGAUGAUGCGUGCCGAUCUUCCAGUCUUCACCUCCACAUCCGCGAUCCCCUUUGCGCCGCCGGGAAUGAGCGCCCCGUCUGAGGUCGAGCAAGAGCCGGCAAUUAAGGCCGAUCCGGAGGAGCCGGCAAAGUCGGUUUGGGAUAUCCCGGAAACUCCGCAGAGGCAAUAG
Colletotrichum lupini is the source of this 3492-nucleotide messenger RNA. Its product is annotated as histone deacetylase. The transcript has 3 exons. Gene Ontology annotation, molecular function: histone deacetylase activity. The record is from RefSeq and is a predicted model, not a curated record. The coding region runs from base 1 to 3492 and encodes 1163 amino acids. Gene Ontology annotation, cellular component: nucleus. Lineage: Eukaryota; Fungi; Ascomycota; Sordariomycetes; Glomerellales; Glomerellaceae.